AUGUCUGCGACGCCGAGUCCCGAUGACCCAGAGGGCGACCGCAUGGUCAGCGCCAUGGCGGAACACGGACGUGAGGCCGUCGCAGCCAACUGGAGGUGCCAAGGCCCAUCCGGGACGGUCUGCAAGCAGAAAGGCGUGACAGACCGUCCCGGAUGGGCCUUGGCACCUCCAGUUGGCUGCGACGGCCUCACGUCCGUGUUCCGCCAUGGCGCUGACCAUGCGGUCGCCCUCUGGGUCAUCGGGACUCGGCGUCGCAGACAUCACCAGAGCUUCAAGCAAAAGUUGCCGCCGCAGGUUGUUUUGUUUGCAUUAAUUCCCAUUAAUUUGCCUACCACUUUCCGGACCGCGCGCGCCCCGCAGAUCCUGGUGUUCGACCUGCGCACGGACGCGCUGCUGUGGCGCUACGUCAUCCCCGAGGCGCAGACGAAGCCCGGGGGCCUCUUCACCAACAUCGCGGUGGACGUGCGCGCGGGCCGCUGCGACGACGCCUACGCCUACGCCUCCGACGUCUUCCGCUACGGCCUCGUCGUCUACAGCUGGCGCGAGGACCGGUCGUGGCGCGUGGAGAGCCCGCUCUUCUUCCCGGACCCGCUGGCCAGCAAGUACGACGUGCACGGCGUGCGCUUCCGCUGGACGGACGGCGUGUUCGGGCUGGCGCUGGCGCCCGAGGACGCGCUCGGCGACCGCCUGCUCUUCUUCCACCCGCUCUCCUCCUUCCGGGAGUUCGCCGUGCGCACCUCGGCGGAGGCGUUCGCUCCGCUGGGCGAGCCUCGCGCCGCGGAGCGGGGCCACGCGUCGGGCGCCGCCGUCGACCGGCGCGGCGUGCUCUUCUACAACCUGGUCUCGCGCGACGCCGUCGGCUGCUGGAACUCGCGCCAGCCCGCCGGCCACCGCAUGGACCUGCAGGGCAUCGUGGCGCAAGACAACGUGACGCUGCAAUUCCCCAACGACUUGAAGGUGGACCAAGAGCGGCGGCAGAGUGUGUGGGUGCUGAGCAACCGCCUGCACGAGUACCUCUACCGGAAGCUGGACCCGCGGGAAGUCAACUUCCGCAUCCUGACGGCGCCGGUGGACGCGGCGGUGCGAGGGACGGUGUGCGACCCCGACUAUGUGUACGCCCCCGCCAGAUCCAACUUCGCCAGUUCGGGCUGCGACGCCAAUUACUAA
Gryllus bimaculatus (two-spotted cricket) is the source of this 1167-nucleotide messenger RNA. NCBI's taxonomy places the organism in Eukaryota, Metazoa, Arthropoda, Insecta, Orthoptera, Gryllidae. The record is from the annotation of a GenBank genome assembly.